AAUAUCUGUUCUAUUGUCUGCUAUUGUCAAUGUCAAUUUGUCAUCAAAAUUCAAAGGUAUAUAAAGCAAAGAGUAUUUCAUAAUGUAAUAUAGGGUAGUAAAAGGAUAUAAAGGUUCCAAGGAUUAAAUAAAUUUGUUUGGUCUUCUAAAUUUUAUAGAUGUAAUCUCAACCACAUCAGUUGCUCUCCUUUGUUACUUUUCCACUUUACUAUUACUGUAUUUUUAGUACCUGAAUAAAAAAAAAUAGAUACAUUUUAAUUGUUAAAAUGUCUGAAUUAAGCAAUAUUUUUAAAGAAUUAGAGAAGUUAGUAGAAACUGAAAAUGUGUUUGAAGUAAUGAAAAUGAUUAUGAAAGAAAAUUUAAAUAUUGAUGAUAUAACUCAAGAUGAAGAUUAUAGUAAAUAUAAUUUUAUAAAAAACUAUUUACAGAGUAUUAUUAGUGAGAUAGACUUACUUAUUUUAGAGAUAGCAAAAGAUGAAAAACUUAUUAUUAGUGUAAAAAAUCGUAAAUUACUAAAAACUUGUUAUGAAUUAUUGGUUGCACUUGGUACUUCAACGUGUUUGAUACCUGGACUAGGUGUAAGUUUGGAGAAAAGAUCCAUAGCUGCUAAAUCAUUUCCAAAACUAAAGUUAAGAGAGGAACAAAAAUAUGAGGUGUUGGUUUUCUGUACAGAAUUUUUCCAUCGAAGUUUUAAGGUACCUAUUCUCAAAAGUAUCAUUAUGUCUUAUUACUUUUCUGAUUACAUAGCCGCAUUAGUUCAAUUAGCAUUUGCUCCUUUGAAAAAGCCUGGCGUCUAUCCUACAUUUACUAUGACACAGAGUAACUAUGACAAAUUAAUAAGUGACCAACAAAGAUUCAAAGGAAUAUAUGAGUAUGUACUCAAUAACUGUUUUCAACCAUUGGUAAUGAAAGAAUUAUUAAUUCUGCAAAGUGUCGAUGAACCUUCACCACCCAUGUUUGUUAAAAACUUAUUGACAAAUGAAAUGAGCAGACGUUUAACUGCACCAAUGGGCUUAUGCAAUUUAAUAAGAUGUUUUAUGGACUGUCAUGAUAUGGAUACAGGAAUGCAAUGGAAUAAGGUUUAUGUAUUUUGUAAAAUAAUAGGAGCUAAACACGGCCACAUGAAUGAAACAGAAUACCUUGAAAAUAUUGUAUCACAAUUGAAGGAAAUAUUGUCGCUAGACUCAUUGCAUUACCUGAAUACUGGUAUUGCAGGUUUGUUAACUCUUCUACAGAAACACAAUGACCAUGAGUUAAUCCUAAAUUUGGUCGAAGAAGUUUUUAAUACAUUUAAUUUUGAUCAGAUAUCAAAAUUUAAAUUGCCUAAUACUAUCAUUCUUACUACACAAGAAAUACAACAUAACAUAAAAAUUUUCCAAGCCUGUAGUAACAUUAUGGCAAAUCUUGAUGUACCAUCCGAAUUAAUUUUACCCAAUUUGUAUAUGCUUUUUCUACUAAGAAUCAAAUGUACAAAUGACCAAACCAAAUCAAUAAUAUCUGAUAUAAUUAUAAAAAGUUUAGAGAUAUUAGAUGAUGAAGAAUUUGAAAAUAUUGUUGAAGAGUUUCUAUUUGGGCCUCAACUAUCUGAAUCUGCCAAUGUUUUAAUUGAAGAAUAUGAAGCAGGCUUAGUAGUUAAGUGUUCUGCUUCUCACGUAGAACAUCCAACAAAUGAAGCAUUUACGAAUUUCUUAGAGAUUUUCAAUGCAGUUACAGAAAAUAAAUUAGUGGCCAAAUUAUUUGAAUUUAGUUUUAAAUUAUUUGUUAAAUCAAAUUCAGUGAGGAAGUGGAAACAUACCACUGAAAUAUUACCUAGUGUAGAAGACGGACCUCAAGCGUUAAGUACAGAUCAAAGUUAUGUCCAAAUGCUUCAUCUUCUAGCUGAGAUGUCGGCCUCAGAAAGGGUUACUAAUGCUUUAAAAGAAAAUCCUUGCAUUGUUGUUUAUUUUGUGGAGUCUCUUUUAUUUGGUAAUAUUACAGAGUUAAAUGACGAAUGUAGCACUAUAGCUCUAGUGUUAUUAAAUACUGUUUUACCUAGUAUAAAUAAAACUAAGGACUUGAAGAGAAGAUUACAGAAUUUAGUUCCUGUCUUAGGAAAGCUUGCCAAAGACGCAUCUGAGCAUACAAAAAUUCUGUGUAAAGAAUCAAUAUCGUUGAUAACAACUGAUUGUCCCAAACCUGAAGUUAGUGCCUAUGAUAACGCACUUGGAUAUGCAGUUGACAAACUACUUCCAGUAAGAGCUCAUGGGAUUAUUGAGUUGACGAAAUUAAUAGAAAAGGCUGAUCCUGAGGCUUUAUCCAGAAGGCACUAUUUGUUUUGUCUGUUCCAGGAUCAACUCGGGAAUUCAGAUUCAUAUCUUUACUUAGCAGCUAUAAAUGGUUUAGCUGCUAUAUCUAUGUGUUGCCCGAGCGAAGCAUUAACUGCUCUAUGCGGAGAAUUUUUGCAUGUAUCAAAUCAGGAAACAAAACUUUUAACUACUGAACAUCAAAAUAAAAUAAUCGAAUUACGACUGAAAGUUGGUGACAUAAUCGUGAAAGUGAUUAAAAAAUUAGGUCAGAUGGCCGUAGUCCACAAAGUAGUAUUAUUAAAUACUAUGCUAUGUGCCUGUAGCGAUGACGAUCCUUUAAUAAGGGCAUCAGCAUUGUCCAAUGUGGCUGAAAUUGCAUUGGUAAUGAAUUAUAGAAUGGGAACCAUUAUUUAUGAGGUUUUGAAUUGUAUCUGGGACGUAAUUGAAACCGAAACAGUAGUAGAAUGUCGGAGAGCAGCUGUCAUGGUCAUCACGAGUCUCUUUAAGGGUCUGGGCAAAGACAUAUUGUUCCAAUUGAAAGAAUACUUACUGCCCAUAUACAGAACAAUAAAUAGACUAUACAAAGAUACAAAUGAAGAUUCGGUCGUAAAACUGCACGCUCAGUUAGCUCUAGAAGAACUAAACGACAUCGUUAGACAGUUUCUUACACCAGAUUUACAAUUUGAAAAAAAAAUUGUAAUUUCAAGUAAAGAAGAUGAUAUAACAUUUAAAUAAAAAUCAUCAUUUCAUUGA
Melitaea cinxia (Glanville fritillary) is the source of this 3038-nucleotide messenger RNA. RefSeq lists its product as uncharacterized. Lineage: Eukaryota; Metazoa; Arthropoda; Insecta; Lepidoptera; Nymphalidae. The record is from RefSeq and is a predicted model, not a curated record. Bases 267 to 3020 code for a protein of 917 amino acids. Gene Ontology annotation, biological process: protein secretion. The transcript is spliced from 6 exons.